Schistosoma mattheei is the source of this 3066-nucleotide messenger RNA. The record is from the annotation of a GenBank genome assembly. NCBI's taxonomy places the organism in Eukaryota, Metazoa, Platyhelminthes, Trematoda, Strigeidida, Schistosomatidae.
AUGAUGCCUUCAUGCUUUAUAUUUCUUUCGUUCUUUAUAAGCUUUAUUUAUACACAAUCAUGUCGAGAAAGUGACUUACAAAUAAAAAGCACAAGUUGUGAUACCUCUGGAAGUAGAUGGCUUUUCAAAAUACCAAAGGAUGAUAGAAAAUGUGACAUAAACAGCUUGAGUUUACCAAGGAAAGUAGACAGUUGUGAGACAACUUGUCCAAGUGGAAUGCAUCUUAACCUAUUGUCACAGAACUGUGAGGUCUGUCCAUCCGGAACGUAUUCAACAGGUGAUAUGCUUGAAGUAACGAAAUGGGAUUCGAUGCCAGAAUUUCUGACCUCUGAUACAACUUAUGGAAGUUCAACUAAUGAAAAAUGCAACUUAACUGGUUGGUCACCUCAAGGUAAACACCUAGUUGGAAAAACAACAGGCAGUUGCACUGUGAUACUUUCAAUGAAAGUUCAUAAUCUUAAGCCUGGAACAAUAACGUUUACAUAUCAAGUUGAAGAAUAUGGAGCAUUGGCUUUCUUUAUUAUAAGAAAUGAACGAUGUACACAAUUACCCGUUGGCCACAAUAUUCUUCAAUGGUAUUUACUUGUUGAAAAUGUUUAUAUACAACAAUUGUAUGGAUUAAAAGAUCCUGAAUUGCAUAUUAAAGAAAUUCGUUUAACUGGAACUCCACCAGUGACUGUAUGUACGCCAUGUGCAGCUGGCAGUUUUGGACCACGAGAAAAAGCUGAUCGUUGUGAGUUAUGUCCAAGAAACACAUAUUCAGCUGAAGGAGCCGAAUCAUGUAAAUCGUGUCCAGCAGAUCAGUAUUCAGGUAAUGGAUCUUCAAGUUGUAGUCCACGUCCUCCAUGUAAGAAAGACGAUUAUACAAGUUAUUGGACAUCGUGUGAUCAACAACAAAUGACACAACGUAAAUGGAAGUGGAUUGAACCAAAAAUAUGUGAUGAAAAUAGUGGUGUUUCUUUACCACAACCAGAGAGUCCAAUAGAUUGUCACAAGUGUCCAAUUGGUACAUUUCCAUUAGAUGGUAAUACAUGUGACUUAUGCUCAGUUGGUAUGAAGAAGCAUUUAUCUAAUUUAGAAACUUGUGUUACAUGUCCAACUAAUGAAGUUCCAAUGUAUGGUUUACGUUUUGAUAAUUGGUAUCGUAUGCCGUCUAUACUGAAAUUGGAUUGUUACAAUUUCUUUGGGACGAAAUGUAAUACAUGGGAACGUGAUCUAACAUUAUUACGUGGUGGAGUUGGCAUGCAUUCAGAUGAAUUGGCAACAUUGGAACUCCCAAUUAAGGAUGGUUUUAUUACAGCAUCAAUAAUUGAUUCAACUGACGAGUAUUCCUUUUAUUUUCAACCACCUAUCUCUAAUACAUUUGUACGUAUUGAAUUUCAAUUAGAUUGUGUUGGUAGAUGUCAGUUUUCUAUGAAACAAGUUUUUGUCGCUGGUAAUGAAAAAAUGAUUGCUAUCUGGGGUGGAUCAUCAAACCGAAGAAAUUUCACGUAUCAUAUAAAAGAUGCAAGUGAAGUUACAUUUAAGUGGAUUUUUGAAAAACCAAGUUCACCAAUUCAUAUACAAGAUCAUGUAAAUAUUUAUCAAAUUGAAGUAACCAAUGUGAAAAAUGAUAAUAUUAUCGGAUGUCAAACAUGUGUUCAAGGAAUUGUCAAUGGAAAGUGUAAAACUUGUCCAUCUGGUCUAUAUUAUUCAGUACAAUAUGAUGAAAUUAAUAAAACAAAUAUAAUCAAUUGUACAAAAUGUCCAAAUAAUUCCAUUGUAGUUGGUGAUGCAUCCAGUUUACAUACAGUUACAGAAGCAUGUCAUUUAUGUGAACCAGGUACAAUUGCAGUGAAUCAUAGUAUAUGUGUGACUGAUACACAACCAAUUACAGCGUCUGGUUCUGAAUAUAAUUUAACUGAUGUGAUUGACAGAGUUCAUCAUGUCUCCAGUCCAAAAAUGUUUACUCCAUCAGGAACGGGGUACUAUCAUGAAUUUCUUAUAAGUAUGGCAUAUGGUAAAACAGUCCAAUGUAUAGAGAAUUCUUCAAUUUAUGAUCAACAUACCGUGAAUGCUUCAAUUUGUCGACAUACCAGAUUUGAGGCGUCCAAUCAAAGGCGUACAAAAACAUACUCAAAACCAACAAGACUAGCUGAUCGCCUUAUUCGUAUGGUGCCCAGUAAUGUGACACUAGACUUUUGGCAAGAAGUAAACAAAAAUUUGACAAAAGCAGGCUGGAUGGAAGACAAAUUCGGUACCGAUUUACAUUAUAUAUUUGCUUCUGAUGAUCAUAGUUCCAAUUGUCCUCAUGGACGAACUACAGUCAUUACAUUACGAUGUGUAUUUACUCAAAAUUUUGAAACAUUCAUGUAUCAAGUAAAAGAUUUCAGUGAAUAUAUAACUGGUAAAAUUGAAUUACCACCAUUGUGUCCAGAUGGUACUUGUGAUGGAUGUACUUAUCAUUUUCUAUGGACUUCAAUGUAUGCUUGUCGUAUGUGUCAAGAAAACGAUUAUGAAAAAAUUCUUAGUGAGUGUAGUUAUGGUCGUAGACAGGUUCAUCUCCGUGCUCCAUGGGAAUGUCGUGUUCCACAGAACAGAAAUCUCACCCUGAUUGAAAGUUGUCCACUUUUGUCUAAAUCUCAAACAGCCGCCGUUCUAUUGACUGUAAUAAUUCUAAUUAUUUUAGGAUUAAUCAUCUUCAUGUGUCAUCGUCGAAAUAAGAAACUAGAAUAUAAAUACAUGAAACUUGUUCAAAGUACAUCGGGGAAAAAUCAAGUAACUAGUUGUGCAAUAGAAGGUGACGGCGAUAUGGAUAAAGGAGGAAGUGUAUAUUACACUACAAUGAAUAAUAAUAAUAACAGUAAUAAUAAUAAUGAUAAUUAUAAUAAAACACGAAUUAAAUCACCUCCAAGUUAUGCUGAUUCAACUGGAAUUGUAUUAGAACCAAAUGAAUUUUUGAAAAAUGAUCAUUUCACACAAAUGGGAUUUAAGGGAUUGCCUAAAGUGAAUCUCCCACCGAUUAUCUACAAAAAUAAAUCGGAUACAGACCGUGACAUUCUUACAGAGAAUGAUCAUGUUCUAUGA